UGCAAGGCACUUGAGAGGUGAUUGCUGUGGGAAAGCUGCCGUAAAGCUGCCACUGAUACUGGCUUGGCCACCUUGCCGUGUCAACGGUAUCCCAUGGGACCUUGACGGAUGGAUGUUGCUAAUAACCAAGGAUGUCGAAGCCCAGGCAGAAGGAAUAUAUGCUCUGAUAUGCGAGGGAAUAAAAUAAAAAGCAUGGUACCGCAGCCGCUUGCUGAAAGCGAAACUCUCGAAGAAUGGGCAAGGCAACAGGUGGAGAUGGCAUCUCAGGUCGUAGCGAAUGACGAUGUGCCUUGGUGCCUUGAUGCGCAGGAGCCAGGUCAACGGCUCCAGCGCAUUGGCGGCCUGGACAUCUCCUUCCUGGAGCCCCCUGCUGCGGCUGCUGCGGUGGCCACGCAUGCCGCCGAGGCCGAGGCUGCAAGCGGCGAAAGAGGAGGCGGAGGAGGAGGAAGUGGAGGAGGAGGCGGAGGUGCCAUGGGUACUGGCGGCGGUGGCAGCGACGUUGAGGAGAGGGAGCGGGAGGAUGGAGGAGGGCAGGAGGAGGCGGGGGCGCCCCCAGCUGCUGCGUCGGGUCCGGGUGUGGCAGCGCUGGUGGUGCUUCGCUACCCGGUACACAACCGCUGCCCGCUUUCCCUCCGGUUGUUCUUCUUCUCCUUCUUCUCCUUCUCCUUCCUCUCCCCCCGCAGGACAUGUCGCUGAUGUACGAGGACUUCGAGCCGGUGGACCUCCGCAUCCCCUACCGGCCCGGCUUCCUGGGCUUCCGGGAGUGUGCGGCGUACGGCCGCCUGCUGCAGCGGCUGGAGGCGGCGCCGCAGGGGCAGGCGUGCCGGCCCCAGGUGCUGCUGGUAGAUGGCUGCGGUCAGCUGCACCCUAGGAGCUGCGGCAGCGCGUGUCAGGUAGG
Molecule: messenger RNA, 898 nt
Organism: Astrephomene gubernaculifera
Lineage: Eukaryota; Viridiplantae; Chlorophyta; Chlorophyceae; Chlamydomonadales; Astrephomenaceae
Source: the annotation of a GenBank genome assembly